AUCAAGUUGAAAACAACAUCUCCGAUCCUAAUGUCAACAUGAAGCUCCGCCGUGGCGAUCGUGAAGCCAUUGAAACUGCUCUUGCUGAAGCAAUGGAACUUUUGGAAAUCUCUCCCGAAGAUACUAAGGCUGAUGAUGUGAAGGCUGCUCAAUCUAAAUUGAAGCGUGCCUCUACUCGUGCUUUCGCCCACGUCUACUCCCAACGUCGUUAAGCUAUUUGUUUCUCAUUUUUCUUUUUGAACAUGUAUGGAUUGUCUCUUUACAACAUGGCGUUCAACCAUAAAUAAUGUACAUUGUAUAUCUCUUCUCAAAUAUCGUAUUCAAAGGAGUUGUUCUCUUUUUUUUUUUAUUUCGUACUUGUUUAUAUGUAUAAAAUAUCUGUUUUGCUGGCAUUUGAUAACUUGUAAAACUUAUAGUUGUAUAUUUUUUUUCCUCUCCUACGGUUUGGUAUUUCUACGGUAUAUAGUAUUAAGUUCGAAGAAGCAAUUUCUAACAGUGAUUGAGAAGGUCGAAAGAGAAGUUAAUUCAUAGUAUUGAAUUGAAGGGAAAAAGAAAGGGAACACAUAGUAAAGGGAGGACAUUCAGAAUUGUUCAUUGGGAGCAUCUGUUUAUCAGAGAAGAAUAUCAGGUUCAUCCUCAACUGUACCUUUUCCAGGAUCUGUGUAUCAAUUUCACAGGGAUGAUAGGGAACAAGGUUUAACUUAUAAGAGCUAAAUAUAUCUGAUAAGACAUAUAAGUUUCAUUUACGUAGCCUUAAAUCAUACUUUGAAG
This is a messenger RNA of Mycotypha africana, 771 nucleotides long. RefSeq lists its product as uncharacterized. NCBI's taxonomy places the organism in Eukaryota, Fungi, Mucoromycota, Mucoromycetes, Mucorales, Mycotyphaceae. Bases 247 to 531 code for a protein of 94 amino acids. The transcript is spliced from 2 exons. The record is from RefSeq and is a predicted model, not a curated record.